Phaedon cochleariae (mustard beetle) is the source of this 3156-nucleotide messenger RNA. The record is from the annotation of a GenBank genome assembly. Lineage: Eukaryota; Metazoa; Arthropoda; Insecta; Coleoptera; Chrysomelidae.
AUGCAGUCUCGAUUAUCUGUUACUAGUCAAUCCAAACAAACCACUAUCUUCUCUGCAUUCCAAAAGUGGAAAUCUCUAGAGAAGAAACAACAAAUAAUGAAAUAUCAGAUGAAAACAAAAUGCAUUACACCAGUGUUGAUAGAUCUGUCCCAGUUGGAUACUGAUUCAGAUUCUGAUAUGGAAACUACAGCAGGAACAAGAUUAGCUAAUGAUUGUUCACAAAUAGUGAAACUUGAAUAUUCUGAGAUGAUUGGAGUAAACAUACCAAACAAACCCUUGAGCAAACCUAAUGCUUCCUCAACUCCUCUAAAGUUACAAAAUCUUAUGCAAAAUAGUUUUCUGUCUGAUGAGGAAUCAUCUCAGAGCACUGUCAUACUUGAAGAAUCAGAGGGUAGCUUGGAGGACACCAUCAAUUUAGAAGAUUAUGUUGGAAAGGUCAUUUUUGAUGAAACUCUUUCGCGUACCUCAUCAGAAGAUAUCAAAAAUAGUAAACCUUCAUUAGUUCCAUAUGCUUCCAAUAUAACUGAAAUGGUAGUUGCCAGACAAUCUGGAGGAUAUAAGAUGAAUCCAGAACCACUGGACAAAAAUAGAAAGCUACAAGAAAAUGAGAACAAAGCUUUGGAUAAAUCCCCAACAUUGACUCAUAAAAGUCCCACAAAAAGAAAAGCUGAUGAUGUACCUAAUGAAGAAAUUUCAGAGAAAAGCCCUAAGAGAGAGUCAAAGAGAAUGAACAACAAUUAUUUGAUUGUUAUGAAUGACUUGUUUGAAAAUGUACACAAUUCACCAUACUUAAGAACUCUUGUUGAAGCAGAAAAGCCAGUUCUGAAUAUGAUGGUUACUGCUGAUCCAAAAUACUUCUUUGUUUGUCUAAAGCUUUGCACCUGGCUACCAAAGUGGUACAAUAUAUUCAAGUUUUGUGAGAAGAUCAUGGUUGGAUUGGAAGAGAAUGAAAUCAUUAACUUGUAUAAGUUUUUGAAACACAAUGAAAUUGUAGAUAUAAACAUCUGUGAACAGGACUUGCUGACCCUAUUGAAUGAUCUGAGCAAAGUGCAAUUGAAAAGCAUAUGUGACAAAUUCAAAAUGUUGAAAACACUGACAUCAAAAUCCACAAUGAGAAAAGAAGACAUUAUACAAUCUCUUCUCAAAUAUUGCAAUACCCAAUCUACCUUAUUGAAAAAAACUGCAAAGGAUUUAUUGAUGGAAGAAGUAGAACGACAAAUGGAAUAUUGUGUGAAACUGAAUGAUAGCUUCAGAGAAACUUUCUAUAACGCUUAUAUAUUGGGAACUUUUACUAAUCCCGCUUUCGAUGAUAUCAGAGAUUUUUUCAAUAAUAUGCUCAAUUUUAGAACUGUUUUUCCCGAAUAUAAAGUGGAAGAUCAUAUGGUAUUCUCCAGUAAAGAUGAGUUUAAAAGCUAUGUUGAAGCCAGAAAACUGAGGGAAUGUAUAGAAGACAAUAUGCAGUCUAAAAACCAUUUGGAGUUGCUGCAGCAAUCAAAGAAGGCCUUCCAGGCUUUGAAGGAACUUAUUAAUACCAAUGUGAAUAAAAAUCAGGAUCAAGAAAGGUACAAAGCUGUUCCUCAUCUCAGAAAAUUCACUGCUCAAGAGGUAUAUAUCAGUUGCUUGUCAAUGGUUACAGAAUCACUUACAACAAAGUAUCCUGAUGAAGUAAGACAAUGGCUGGAAUAUCUGAUAGAACAUUUUCCCUCUUCUACUCGACUUGGCGAUUGGUAUUAUCAAUUAACCUGGUUAUAUAUGAGGUAUUUGCAACCAAAUGAUAACGAGCAUGCAGCAAAACUGAUAAUAGAAGUUUUACGAUCUGAUCGUGACAACUUGUCUGAUGUGCAGUUGCAACAAAUAGGAAGAAGGAGUGAAAAGUUGAAAGCAUCAAGGAAAAGUAAAAUUAAACAACUCGACCAUGAUACUAUUGCUGAGUUGGUGCCAGAAACUAUCAAGCUGGAAACUUUCCCUGCUACCACUGUGGAUGCAACAGCUAUAAGGAGUACUGAUAAAGGUCGAAAAAGAAACUACGUUGUGCAUGACACCGAUGGGAACAAAAGAUAUAUGUCUGUGGAAAACAUCGCAUUAGAAUACUACAUUGAAAAAUGUGGUUAUUCAGAUGGGACACAUUGUGAAGGAUCUCUAAUAAAAGCUACGUUCACCCUCUUCUUUUGGGACAUAAUCUACAACCCCGACAAAGUUGUCCCGGGUACUUUUCUAUCAAAAAUCCAAAAUGUUCCACUCGAUAUGUAUUCAACCCAUUUUUACGGAAACAGAAAACAUGCCAUUGAUAGGCGGCUCAAAGAAAUCGAAUCUGAUUGGCCGGAUGAAGAAUUGUUGCGAUUCGUGAAAAGAAGCUGGGAGUUGCAUUCUCAUGAGCAUGGUUACUGUGAACCCGGCCUAAUUAUAAAGAAUUCAGAGUUUUUGGACAUUUUGGUGAAUUGUAUCGGGAGGAAAAUUCUUGCGAAGAUUUAUGAACGCUUGGUGAAAAAUUUGCGGCUGUACAGCAGCGGUUUACCCGAUUUAUUGGUUUGGAAUAUUGAUAAUAAAAAGAGCAAAUUUGUUGAGGUGAAAGGUGAAAACGACAAACUAUCUAUCAAACAGACAUUAUGGCUGAACUAUUUAAUUUCCAUUGGUGCCAAUACUGAAGUAUGCCAUGUUCAUUCUAUGGGUUCGAAAAGAAUGAAAUUGAAGAGUUCAGAAGAAAAUGGGAAGCAAGCAAAACUCAGUGAAAAAGAAGUGGAAGGUGAAGAAAACAAAGGCGAUAAUGAGAAAAGAAAAUCACCUAGAAAGAAACCAAAACUCAGUGAAAAGAAAGUGAAAGUUGAAGAAAACAAAGUCGAUAAUGAGGAAAGAAAAUUAGCUAAAAAGAAAGAAAGAAAAGCAAAAGUGGGUAAUGGGAAAAGGAAACAGAAAGAGAAGAACGAAAAACUCGAUGAUCAGUCCCAAAAGUCGGAUGUUUCAGAAUUUUGUGAAACUGUUUUGGAAUGUCAUUUAGAUGAAAGAGCCUCUACUUCAUCCAGUGAGACAAAGAAAGAAAACGCUAAGAUGAAUAAGAAAACACAAAAUAAAAGUACUUCAGCUUGCAGCUCAAACGCCAGUCACCUUGAUGAGGUUUCAGGUAUUAUUCAUGAGAAUUCUGAUUCAGUGCCAGACUAG